AUGGGGCCGAAAGAAGAAAAUGAUUUGGCUGCUAUACAGCGGGGUGAAGACGAUGAGGAUUUGAUAGUAAAGAAGUACCAAAGAGGUGAUGGUAUCAAUUUGGAGGCUUUGCGAGAUAAGAAGUUAAAAGGUCAGCUUCGUGUUAGAGAAGAUUUAAAUAAAAAGUCUGCAAAAGCUGCUGCUUUAAUUGAGAAGUGGCUCAUGCCAGGUGGAGGGGGAUAUUUAAUAGCUGAAGGCCUAGAGAAAACAAAGAGGGUCUUGCAGGAGGACCUUGGCGAAGCCGUGGACAUCCUAAGCAGACAGAAGCAAUAUGAUAUAGUCCUACCAGAGUUUGGACCUUAUUCGCUGGAUUUUACAUCAAGUGGCCACUACAUGGCACUAGCUGGUCGCAAAGGCCACUUUGUAAUUUUAGACAUGAAAAGUAUGCACAUUAUCAGAGAUUUUCAGGUGAGGGAAACUGUACGUGAUGUGGUAUUCCUGCACAAUGAAUUGUUUUUUGCUGCUGCCCAGAAGAAAUAUCCUUAUAUAUACAACCAAGAUGGCAUAGAACUUCACUGCCUGAAGGAACAUGGUCCGGUAGAAAAGCUUCAGUUUCUGCAAAAUCAUUUCCUACUUGCUACCAUUAACAAAUCUGGGCAGCUCCGUUAUCAAGAUGUUACCACAGGUGAAAUAGUAGGCAACCUUCGAACUGGUCAGGGUCGUUCAAAUGUUAUGGAGGUGAAUCCCUUCAAUGGUGUAGUUGCAGUAGGCCACUCUCGUGGCUCUGUAAGCAUGUGGAAGCCAACCACUGCUGCUCCGCUGGUCAAGAUGCUGUGUCAUCAAGGGCCCGUCAGUGCGAUGGCAUUUCACAGUAAUGGCCAUUUAAUGGCAACAGCUGGAAUGGAGCGAAAGAUUAAGCUUUGGGAUUUGAGGAAGUUUCAGGUCCUUCAAACAUUGCAUGGCCAUGCCCAAACAUUGGAGUUCAGUCAAAAAGGGUUGCUUGCAGGAGCAACUGGAUCGUGUGUGGAAGUUUGGAAAGUUGAAUCUGGAACCAGCAGUUACGAAAGCUAUAUGAGUCAUACCAUGGCAAAAGGUUUCCAGGUAGGCCGUGUUGCCUUUCAGCCAUAUGAAGAUGUCUUGUGUUUGGGGCACUCCAAGGGUUACACUUCAAUCUUGAUUCCGGGUUCCGGAGAGCCCAAUUUUGAUACAUGGGUGGCAAACCCAUUCGAGACCUCUAAGCAGAGGAGAGAGAAGGAAAUACACGCUCUUCUUGAUAAGCUACCUCCCGAGGCAAUCAUGUUAGAUCCCACAAAGAUUGGAGCAGUGAGGCCUGCAAGAAAGAAGGAAAAGCCAACAAAGAAGGAGAUGGAGGAAGAGAUGGAAGCAGCAAUUGCUGCUGCCAAAGACAUUAAGAUGAAGAAGAAAACAAAAGGUAGGAAUAAGCCAAGUAAAAGAGCAAAGAAGAAACAGGAAGCUGUGGAGAAAGCAAAGAGAGCGUUCUUGCAGCAUGGUGUCGCAGAGGAAUCAUCGAAGAAGAGGAAGAGGAUUAGCGAGGAAACUGAAGUACCAAUAUCUUUGCAGCGGUUCGUUAAGAAGAAAAUAUCAGGAUGA
Molecule: messenger RNA, 1590 nt
Organism: Oldenlandia corymbosa var. corymbosa
Lineage: Eukaryota; Viridiplantae; Streptophyta; Magnoliopsida; Gentianales; Rubiaceae
Source: the annotation of a GenBank genome assembly